UAUCAACUAAAACUUCAAGAGACCUUUGAGGAUCAACGCGACCUUGUUAAAAUCUCAAUACUUCCAAGAAUUACAAAUGCUUUGGAUAAGACAACGUUUCCAGUAGUCGAUGGUAUAAUUUAUAAAAUACUAUAUCAACUUCAUCGACACCAAAGGGACAAAUUCAUUACAGAACAAAAACCGGCAAUAGUGGUGGACAAAUAUAAAAGAAGAAAGCAUAAUAAUAGACGUGUAGAUUCUGUACAUAAAAUAUCAUAUUAUCAUUUAUCUGAAGUAAAUGAUAAGUUAAUAAGAAAGAUAGCAAAAAAAGACUUAAUGAAGUUACAGACAAGUAAUCGUUACCAUUCUCCAGAAAUCUCGGAAACGGAUGAAGAAUCGGUAAAAAGAAAGAUCAUAGUUUAUGACUUGAAGUGGCGAUCACAAGCUCUGAAAGAGUUGUUAAAAAACUAUGUGGAUAAAAUUAAUGAUAAAACGGUGAAAGUAAAGAUAUCUCGAAUAAGAAGUCAUGGACCAGGGUUUGCGUCAGAGAACAAGCCACCAAUAAAUGUGCCAAAAUGGAUGUUGGCCAAAUACGAAACUGAGACCAUAGAAGAGGAGAAUGAAGUCAAUAAAGAGGAUGAAGUCAAAAGUGAGGGUGAAGUCAAUGAAGAGGAGAAUGAAGUCGAUGAAGAGGAGAAUGAAGUUGAUGAAGAGGAGAAUGAAGACGAUGAAAACGAUGAAGGAGAAGCUUUGUAG
Dentiscutata erythropus is the source of this 735-nucleotide messenger RNA. The record is from the annotation of a GenBank genome assembly. NCBI's taxonomy places the organism in Eukaryota, Fungi, Glomeromycota, Glomeromycetes, Diversisporales, Gigasporaceae.